Molecule: messenger RNA, 2630 nt
Organism: Setaria italica (foxtail millet)
Lineage: Eukaryota; Viridiplantae; Streptophyta; Magnoliopsida; Poales; Poaceae
Exons: 12
Coding region: 483-2630 (715 amino acids)
Biological process (GO): sexual reproduction
Cellular component (GO): extracellular region
Source: RefSeq, a predicted model, not a curated record
UCCCUGUGCUCUCGCAGUCGCAGGCACCGCUCCCCUAGGCCUGUCCUCACCGUCCCUUGGCUCUCUCUCCUCGCCGCUGCCGCCCCCAUUUCUCCACCGCCGCCACCCGCAUUCCCGCACCACCGCCGCCCGCAUUCCACCGAGCCCACCCUUUCUCCUCGCAACACAACAGCGUAAAACUAAACGCCGCCUCUCCGCACCUAGGCCGAAGCCGCAAUCCCCCGAGCGGGCUAGCCCCAAUGGCGGCCGCCUUGUAGUUGCGUGCCGCGGCUUUCGCCGCUACAGCACCGGUGGGGUCCUCUAGCCUCGGAUCUGACUGAGACAAGGCUAGCGCGCUCGAAGCUUUGCUGGCAUUGGAGCGGUUUCCCGUUCCGGCAGCGGGGUGGAGGUAGCUCGUUGCUGCGGCACGACGGCCAGGUUCGGCGUGAGGAAUUUGGCUUCACAGAGCGCCGCGGCAUCCAAGCCCUGCCCAUAAGACCAAUAUGGCUUCCAAGAUUCAGCGCUUGUCCUCCUUCAUUGCCAUUACAGUUUUUGCUUCACUCCUUCAUCCUUGUGUGUCUAUUGAGUUCCGCCAUGAGCUCUCCAGCUGGACCACUGGCAUUGCUACGUGGUAUGGUGAUCCUAAUGGUGCCGGAAGUGAAGGUGGUGCAUGUGGGUACCAGUAUGCUGUCGACCAACCCCCAUUCUCGUCCUUGAUUGCUGCUGGCAGCCCUUUCAUCUACGACUCUGGAAAUGGAUGUGGUUCUUGCUACCAGGUGGUAUGCUCUGGCAAUCAAGCUUGCUCUGGUUACCCUGUGACUGUUGUCAUCACUGACCAGGGCCCUGGUGGGGGUCCAUGCCUGAGCCAAGCAAGUGAUGGCAUGUGCCUAAACGAGGGCGCCCACUUCGACAUGAGUGGGACGGCGUUUGGUGCCAUGGCAAAGCCUGGAAUGGCCGAUCAGCUCCGUGCCGCUGGCAUCCUACAAAUCCAAUACACUCGGGUGCAGUGUGAAUGGCCUGGAGUGGAUGUAACCUUCUCUGUGGACACCGGUUCGAACCCGAACUAUCUUGCCGUGCUCAUCGAGUAUGAGGACACUGAAAGUGACCUAUCGGGCGUCGAUAUCAUGCAGAGCUCGACGGGGCAGUGGGUGCCGAUGCAGCAUUCGUGGGGUGCAGUGUGGAGGCUCAACUCUGGCUCCGCCCUCCAGGGCCCGUUCCAUAUCCGACUGACUUUCAGCUCAGGCAGGGUGCUCAUCGCCAGCAACGCCAUACCUGCAGGGUGGAACGCCGGCGUGUCGUACCGGUCAGGAGGCGUGGCGGUGACGAGGGCCAGGCCCAGGAGUGCUGGAUGCCGGGGCUACAAGGCAGCAGGAGCAUUUGGCGAUUUGGUGUAUCACCUUCUCCUGUUGUUUGUGAUGUUAGCGUUGCUGAGGCCUAAGAGGAUGGAUAAGCAACUAUUCUGGUUGGACAGUGCCCAUUCAUGCAGCGGCGCCGGCGAGGAGCGUGCGUGUUGCUGCGGUGGGGGACGGCGGCCGCUCGGGCUGGUGGCGUGCGCGUGGCCGCGUCCGGGCGUUGCAGCUUCGUGCUCUACACUGCUUUUGACUGUUAGUAUCUACAGCCUACAGGUGCUUAAAAAUAAGCAACGGGAACCAAACGGGGCCCUAGUCUUCUCUCUCUCGCCGCCCUCUGUGUGCAAUUCCACAAUGUCUUUGACCUUAUCAGCCGUGGCUACAUGUCACAGGGUGCAGUGUAUGGCUUCCAAGAUCCAUCCGUUGUCUUUCAUUGCCAUCACAGCUCUCGCCUUUCUUCUCCACCCUUGUGCAUCCAUUGAGUUCCGCCGUGAGCUCUCUGGUUGGUCCAAUGGUAUCGCUACAUGGUAUGGCACAGCUGAUGGUGCAGGAAGUGACGCUGGUGCGUGUGGGUUCCAGAAUGAUGUUGACCAGCCACCAUUCUCCUCCAUGAUCGCCGCUGGCUGCUCUUCCAUCUACGACUCUGGCAAGGGCUGUGGUUCUUGCUAUCAGGUGGUGUGCACUGGCAAUGGUGGUUGCUCUGGUAACCCGGUGACUGUUGUCAUCACCGACGAGUGCCCUGACUGCCCAUGCCCGGAUGACCAGGUGCACUUCGACAUGAGCGGGACAGCGUUUGGUGCCAUGGCGAAGCCCGGCCAGGAAGGCCAGCUUCGUGGCGCCGGCUCCAUCCAAAUCCAGUACAAACGUGUGCAGUGCGAGUGGCCUGGGGUGAACGCCACCUUCUCCGUGGAGUCCGGGUCCAGCCCGAGCUACCUGGCCGUGCUCAUCGAGUACGAGGACGGCGACAGCGACCUCGACGCCGUGGACAUCAUGCAGGGCGGGUCGGGGCAGUGGGUGCCGAUGCAGCAGUCGUGGGGCGCCGUGUGGAAGCUGAACUCGGCUUCACCCCUCCAGGGCCCCUUCGACAUCCGCCUGACGUUCAGCUCCGGCAGGGUGCUCGUCGCCAGCAACGCCAUACCCGCGGGCUGGAACGCCGGCGUGGCGUACCGGUCGGGCGGCGUGGCGGUGGCGAGGGCCAGGCCCAGGAGCGGUGGCUGCCGGAGCCACGACGCUGCUGGGACACUCAGCGGGCUGGUGUAUGUCCUCCUCCUACUUGUGUUGUUUCUGGGAUUGGAGUUGUGA